Messenger RNA from Bipolaris zeicola 26-R-13, 1659 nucleotides. RefSeq lists its product as uncharacterized. Gene Ontology annotation, molecular function: heme binding; oxidoreductase activity, acting on paired donors, with incorporation or reduction of molecular oxygen; monooxygenase activity. Bases 1 to 1659 code for a protein of 552 amino acids. NCBI's taxonomy places the organism in Eukaryota, Fungi, Ascomycota, Dothideomycetes, Pleosporales, Pleosporaceae. The transcript is spliced from 4 exons. The record is from RefSeq and is a predicted model, not a curated record.
AUGAAAAACGGUACGGGUAUUGGUGUUCUUGAACUUAUGCAAGGGUUCCCCGUGCAACACCGUGACAGCGUCAACCUCGCUGGCGCUGUCGUGGCGGUAUUCAUUGCUUCACUCAUUAGUCUAGUUCUGUAUCGGCUCUAUUUUCAUCCGCUCCGAUCACUUCCUGGACCCCUUAUAGCUAAAGUCACGAGUUUCUACAAUACGUUCCAUAUCGUUAAGUGUGACGAGGCUCGCAAUAUGCACGUGUUGCACGAGCGCUAUGGCCAAGUAGUACGAUAUGGCCCCAAUCACGUCAGUAUUCGAAGUCCAGAAGCAGUGCGAAAGCUCUACACUGUCAGCACGCAUACAAGAAAGGCGGAUUCCUAUCUUGCAUUCCCACGGGAUCCCAACAAAGCAAGUUUGUUUUCGGCUAUAGAUAAGGGUGUACAUGCGCGUAAACGACGGAUUCUUCGCUACGGAUUUUCAGAUUCAGCUCUAAAGGAUGCCGAGUCUAUCGUAAAGAAGUAUGUUUCAAUUUUAUGUAAAUGCUUAGAGUUUCUCGAUGACGACGAUGGGGAGGGGCGAUCUGCCCAUGAGAAGACCGCUACAUGGGCAUGGAGCACACCUAAGAACUUCUCCACCUGGAUCAACCGAUAUUCUUUUGAUCUGUCAAGCCAUUUAUCCCUUUCUCGGUCUUUUAGCAUGAUGGAAUCGUCACAAAACAGAAACAUGGUAGACAUCAUCCACGAGAACAUGUGGGCUGAGAACGUGACCGGAUCUUCCAUUCGAAUCCUCCAGCAGUGGAAACUCAAGAAGCUUCUAUACAAAUCUAUCUCGUCUUCCAAACCCUUCGAUGAUUUUGUUGAAGAGGGAGCGACAGCUCGUGUUCGAGCCAAAUUGGAUGGCAUAGACAAACAUACAAAAGACUUUGUAUUUUGGCUCACUGAUAGAUUGGAUGGGGACUCUAAUGAGCAUCUCUCAAUGGACGAACUCAAAGAAGAGAUUAUUCUCUUAAUAACAGCAGGUGGUGACACAUCUUCCACAACGAUAUCUGCUGCUAUGUAUUAUCUGCUCCACUCUGAGUCGAAACUGCAGAGGCUACAAAAAGAGAUCCGAAGCGUCUUUGCCAGUGCGGAAGAUAUCUCAUUUGCCAACGGUACCGGUUCUUGUGUUUAUCUACGAGCCUGUAUCGAUGAGGCAUUGAGGUUGGCGCCGCCCGCUGGUUCUGUUUUACGACGACAGGUCGAGCCAGGAGGUGUUGUGGUGGGAGAGUUCGUAUAUCCCUCUGGCACCAAUAUAGGCGUUCCUGUCUUUUCUAUGCACCACGAUGCAUCGUAUUUUCCCGAUCCUUUUAUGUUUCAACCUGAGCGCUGGAUCCCCGGAGAAACAUUAGCUGACGGUACUAUCGUUUCUGUAGAGAUGGUAAAGCGAGCUUCUAGCGCGUUUCUACCUUUUAGCGCCGGCACUAGGAGUUGCAUUGGUAGGCCGCUAGCUUACAUGCAAAUGCAGGUUCUCUAUGCAACUUUAUUGUGGAAAUAUGAUGUACGGCUAUGCAGAGAACGUUGGUUGAAUGGGAAGAAGAGCGGAUUGGGGUUGGAUCAGACCAAGGAAUACGAACUAGCGGAUAUUUUCACAUCCUGGAAAGACGGCCCGCUUGUUGAAGUGAAAAGAAGGAUGUAA